Papaver somniferum (opium poppy) is the source of this 2757-nucleotide messenger RNA. RefSeq lists its product as uncharacterized. Bases 4 to 2757 code for a protein of 917 amino acids. NCBI's taxonomy places the organism in Eukaryota, Viridiplantae, Streptophyta, Magnoliopsida, Ranunculales, Papaveraceae. Gene Ontology annotation, molecular function: transposase activity; DNA binding; zinc ion binding. Gene Ontology annotation, biological process: DNA transposition. The transcript is spliced from 7 exons. The record is from RefSeq and is a predicted model, not a curated record.
CAAAUGAGUGUAAUGAAUUCAGAAUUUAGGAAUGACAAUGACUUCAUUAAGGAUGCAAUGGAACAACCAGUAGUAACAAUUGAUGAGACUCCUAAGAAGGCACCUAAGAGGAUUGCUAAGAAGCCAGUUUCAAAGGAAAAGUCAGUAAAGAUAUCACCUACAAGGAGAUCACCAAGGUUGCAUGCUCAAUCAAAGAAUGAAAACUCAAAUGGAGGAGCAUCUAGGAAGUUGUUGUUCAUGGAUCUGUUAAAUGAAGUGGAAUCUCAGGGUUUUUCUUGCCUAAGUCAAGCCACUGUUGUUGGUUCUAGCAGUACACCAGUUGAUAGCUUUAAUCAUGAUUACUGGGUUGAUGAAGUAAACAACACUGCUGCAGGGGAUAACACUGAUGCAGGGGAUAAGACUGAUGCAGGGGAUAAGGCUAAUGCAGGGGAUAAGACUGAUACAGGGGAUAAGACUGAUGCAGGGGAUAAGGCUAAUGCAGGGGAUAAGACUGAUACAGGGGAUAAGACUGAUGCAGGGGACAAUAGUGAUGGUGAUGAUGAGGACAAUGUGGUGCUAGAGAACACUACUGUAGAUGAAUGUCACCCCAUUGAAGACCCAAAUGCUCCACCAAUCUUUGACAGUGAUGAAGAAAAUGAUAUUGAUUAUGAAGAUAUUGUCAAGACAUACAAAGUUGGAGAUGAAAGCAGUGAUUCAAGCAGUAGUGAAGAAGACAAUGAAGAAGUUUCUAAUGAUGACAAGAAUAAUGAUAAGGAUAAUGAUGGUCCUGAAGUAAAUGAUGAUAAAUAUUCCAAGCCAAAGCUUGAUUACCAGAAGUGGAAAGAAAUGUUCAAUAUGCACAGUGAUGAAGAAGAAGAACCAUUAUUCCCUGUAGAAGAAGAGGUGACUCCUGUUGAUCCUACUAAGAUGGAGGUAAAGUAUGCUUUUAAUAACAAGAGUGCUUAUAAGAAACAUCUUAGGGGUUACUGUGUAAAACAUAAUUAUCAGUAUACGGUCUAUAAGAGUGACAAAACAAGAUUAAGAGUGAGAUGUAGGUUUAGGGAAGAGUAUGGCUGUAACUGGUUUGUAAAUGCUAGCAUAAAAAGGCAUGAGCCUACUUUUAUUGUUAGGAAGGUUAAUCUAGAACACACUUGUGUUGCGGAUCCAAAGAGUUUUAACAGAUCCACGGAUCCUGAGUUCGUAAAAGAUGUGGCUAGAAAUCUUCUUUUAGAAGAUCUGUUUGGUAAUUAUGAAGACAGCUACAAGGAUGUACCCAUCUUUUGUGCAAUGGUGGCUCAUACUAAUCCAGGGUCUGUUGCUAAAUACACUUAUGGGAAAAGAGAUAAGACAUUCAUGAGCAUGACUAUUUCAUUUGCUGCACCAAUGAGAGGAUUUCAGAAAGCUUGCAGGGGAGUCAUAGGUUUAGAUGCAUGCCAUCUAACUGGAAAGCGUGGUGGUGUUCUAAUGGCUGCAACAGCAAUUGAUGGUCAGAAUUCUCUGGUGCCUUUAGGCAUUAAGGUGGCUAAGAGUGAAACCAAGGAGAGCUGGACUGGGUUCCUCAAGGAUUUGGCUCCAGCAAUCAAUGCACAUCAUGCUGGCAGAAUUACCUUUAUUUCUGAUAGGCAAAAAGGGUUGUUGGAAUCUGUUCCAAAGGUUUUCCCUGGUGCAAGAGUUAGAUAUUGCUUCAGGCACUUGUACAAGAACUUCAAGAAGUACCACAAGGCACCAACCUUGCACAACUUAUUGUGGAAUGCAUGCAAAGCUUACAAAGUGAGGCAUUUUCAGGAGCACUUUGACAACAUAUGCAAAGAAAGUCCGGCUGCUGGUGAAUAUCUUAGGAAAGAAGAUCCAAGUACUUGGUCUAGGGCUUAUUUUGAUCCCAUUAGCUGUUGUGAGCAUAUGAAUAACAAUUUCUCAGAAUCAUUUAAUUCUAUGAGUUCUAAUAUGAGAGAUAAACCAAUAAUCCAACUAGGCAUGAUGUAUGGUCAGUUAGUAAUGGGUUUGUUAUUUAAGAGAAGGGAAGAAUCUGCUAAGUGGAAUCAAAAUGAUUUGGUCCCUGCUGCUGUUAAGUUGAUAAAUAAGAUGCUUGACUUGGUUGGGAAGUUUGAUACAGAAGGAAGUGUGGUUGGACAGGUUUAUUUGGUAACUAAUGUGUCUACCAAGAAAAUUUUCACAGUGAACAUUGUAGACAAACAAUGCACUUGUUUGCAAUGGCAGCUAAGGGGAUUCCCUUGUCAACAUGCUGUAUGUGCAUUGAAACUGCUCAGGCCAAACUGGAAAGAUUAUUGUGCUCCUUACUACUCUGUGGAAUAUUAUAGGACCAUAUAUGCAGAUGCUGUAAAUCCACUAGAAGACAUAAGUGAAUGGAACUGGGAAGAUAAGGCAUCCAUGGACAUCAACUUAAAGCCUCCUCCUUAUCAAAGAAAAACUGGAAGACCAGCAAAGAAGAGGAAGAGGAGCUAUGAUGAACCUGAAACUGUGGUGAAGAAAAGGAAAUGUGGAAAGUGUGGAUCUACUGCUGGUCAUAAUAAGAGAACCUGUGCUGGUGGUGAUGUUGGUAAAAACCCAACUGGAUUCAUGCCAAGCACCGAGUAUGAUGCUGCAAACUGCACCUUCACUAGUAGAGAUCAUCCUGAAAGUAGCAGUGCAAGGGGUAAAGCAAAGGUGAACAAAUCCAGAGGUACAUCUUCAUUUGUUGGUGAGUCAACAGGACCUAAAAACUUUGGAAGAGCACCAACAGAACCUAGCACCCAUGGAUCUACACAAGAUGUUAACUGA